AUGUCUCAGAAACCUCAACAACCAGUCUUGUCCGGCGCCGUUGAUCCUUAUGAGUCUCCUUACAUUAGAAGGAACCCUGAUGGUUCCGUCAACCGUAUCAUGUCUUUUCCGACCACCGUAGCCACACCAGACGCUGACUCUCCGUCACCCGUUCUCUCCAAAGACAUUCUUCUUAAUCCUAACCACGCAACCUUCCUCCGAAUAUUCAUCCCUCGCAGAGCAAUAUCUUCUUCCUCUUCUUCCCCCUCCUCCUCCAAUUUGCCUCUAAUUGUGUACUUCCAUGGAGGUGGCUUUGUUUUGCUUAGUGCUUCUUCCUCUAUAAACCAUGACUUCUGUUCCGAAAUGGCAAACCAAAUCCCUGCCGUCGUAGUCUCUGUCCAGUACCGCCUUGCUCCGGAAGCCCGGCUUCCGGCUGCCUAUGACGACGCCGUGGAAGCGUUGCGGUGGUUGAAAGCCACCGACGAGAAAUGGAUACGUGAAUUUUCCGACGUCUCUAGAUGCUACCUCGUGGGCACUAGUGCGGGUGGCAACAUGGCUUAUCAUGUCGGACUACGUUUAGCAGCAGCCGUUGAUGAGUUUGGACCUAUGAAGAUCAAAGGGGUGAUAUUGCACCAUCCAUUUUUCAGUGGGUCCCAGAGGACUGAAUCAGAGGUAAGGCUGGCCAUCAACCCGACUCUGCCGCUCAGUGGGAGUGAUCUAAUGUGGGAGCUCGCACUGCCCGAGGGUGCGGACAGAGAUCACGAGUAUUGCAAUCCAACGGUGACUCAUGAUUGGAGAACUCGGUUUGACGAAAUUGGACGAUUGGGAUGGGAGAUAUUAUUAGCAGCGUGCGAUGGAGACCCAAUGGUUGAUCGACAGAUGGAGUUGGUGAAGAUGUUGCGAAGCAGAGGAAUCAAGACGGUGGAACACGUUGGGGAAGGCCAUCAUGGAAUGGAUCUCGUAGAUCUAAGCAGAGCUGGCCCACUCUUUAACCUCAUGAGAGGCUUCGUAUGCCCCUCCUGCGGAGAUUUUCAAUCAUCCAGUAAAUUUUAA
Molecule: messenger RNA, 1032 nt
Organism: Neltuma alba
Lineage: Eukaryota; Viridiplantae; Streptophyta; Magnoliopsida; Fabales; Fabaceae
Product: carboxylesterase 1-like
Exons: 1
Coding region: 1-1032 (343 amino acids)
Molecular function (GO): hydrolase activity
Source: RefSeq, a predicted model, not a curated record